AUGCCGCAGGGAUCUGGUAAGGGUGAAAGUCCAAACCUGCAGGUGGACCCCAACUACACCCAGGCCAGCCAUCCCUCUGCCCGGAGUGUUUAUCCAACUGGCAGGAAACUGUAUGACGUGUACAUGAAUGAACAUACAGAAGAGGAUCCGUUUUAUGGUGACAAUGGUGGUACAGUUAAUGGUGACAAUGGUGACACAGUUAAUGGUGAUACAGUUAAUGAUGACAAUGGUGGCACAGUUAAUGAUGAUAAUGGCGGAACAGUUAAUGGUGACAAUGGUGGCACAGUUAAUGGUGACAAUGGUGACACAGUUAAUGGUGACAAUGGUGACACAGUUAAUGGUGACAAUGGUGACACAGUUAAUGGUGACAAUGAUGGCACAGUUAAUGGUGAUAAUGGUGACACAAUUAAUGAUGAUAAUGGCGGAACAGUUAAUGGUGACAAUGGUGGCACAGUUAAUGGUGACAAUGGUGGCACAGUUAAUGGUGAUAAUGGUAACAAUCAUUAA
Molecule: messenger RNA, 507 nt
Organism: Homarus americanus (American lobster)
Lineage: Eukaryota; Metazoa; Arthropoda; Malacostraca; Decapoda; Nephropidae
Product: N66 matrix protein-like
Exons: 2
Coding region: 1-507 (168 amino acids)
Source: RefSeq, a predicted model, not a curated record